AUGGCUCCAAAGUACGACCUGGGUUACCUGCCUAGUGUGGAUGGUUCUUGUCUCUACCGAGAUGAUGGAACAACGGUUAUUGUCGGUGUCACGGGGCCGACGGAUGUAAAGACAAGUAAACAGCUCUCGUCCGCUCGCAUAGAAGUAGACUUUGGUUCUUAUGGAACUCUUAAUCAGAGCGGCAAACGACGAAUGAUUUUGCUCUUGCUACGGAAGAUAUGCGAGUCUGCUGUCUCGGUUCAACUUUAUCCGCGGACUUGCAUUACCAUCAUCGUCAAAGCAUUGUCGGACAAUGGCCGGCUGAUGGAAGCAUGCAUCAACGCUACGUGUCUUGCCCUGUUGGACGCUGCGUUGCCCCUUAAGGACAUUUUCUGUGCUAGGACUGAAGUGUGGCCUGCUGAAAAUGAACCGAUAGCUCCAACAUCUGCGUCUGAUGAUGGCGAUGACCGACCGACAAAAUGCGCGAUGACCUUUGUGUUUCUUGAACACUCUUUACAGGACGUGUUCAGCUGCUUUACCGAUGGCAGUUUUACACUGGAUCAACUGCGGGUGUCACUACAGAAUGCCAGAACAACUUGCACAGAAACGUUUCGAUCUUUCCGCUCUCUGCUUAUCGAAAAGUACAACUUGAAUCCAUCAUGA
Molecule: messenger RNA, 642 nt
Organism: Soboliphyme baturini
Lineage: Eukaryota; Metazoa; Nematoda; Enoplea; Dioctophymatida; Soboliphymatidae
Source: the annotation of a GenBank genome assembly